AUGUUUCCCUGUGUCACCCACAAGGUGUCAUAUAUUGUAAUGUUCGGGCUCGCUUUCUACGGGACCCGGAGACCAACCUUGAGCUUAGUGCAGGAGUAUAGGAGGCAGGAGAGCCACCAGGAGGAUGGUUGUACCACUUGUGAGUCCGAAGAACGCUUGUUUCAUAAGCUGUUUUCUCAUUACAACCAGUUUAUCAGACCCGUAGAAAAUGUGUCAGAUCCUGUCACAGUGUAUUUUGAAGUGGCAAUUACCCAGCUGGCUAAUGUGGAUGAAGUUAAUCAGAUCAUGGAAACCAAUCUGUGGCUGCGCCAUAUCUGGAAUGAUUACAAAUUACGUUGGGAUCCAGCAGAAUAUGAUGGAAUUGAAUUGCUUCGUGUCCCUGCUGAUAAAAUUUGGAAGCCUGAUAUUGUUCUCUAUAACAAUGCUGUUGGAGAUUUUCAAGUUGAAGGCAAGACAAAAGCCCUUCUUAAAUAUGAUGGCAUGAUAAGCUGGACCCCACCAGCUAUUUUCAAGAGUUCUUGUCCUAUGGAUAUCACCUUUUUCCCUUUUGAUCAUCAGAACUGUUCCUUGAAAUUUGGCUCCUGGACAUACGACAAAGCGAAAAUUGACCUUUUAAUCAUUGGCUCGAAAGUGGAUAUGAAUGAUUUUUGGGAAAAUAGUGAAUGGGAGAUAGUUGAUGCUUCUGGCUAUAAGCAUGACAUAAAAUACAACUGUUGUGAAGAGAUCUACACAGAUAUUACCUAUUCCUUUUACAUUAGGAGACUACCAAUGUUUUAUACAAUUAACUUGAUAAUCCCUUGUCUCUUCAUUUCAUUUCUGACAGUUUUAGUCUUUUACCUGCCCUCUGAUUGUGGAGAAAAGGUGACACUUUGUAUCUCAGUUCUGCUCUCUCUGACUGUAUUUCUGCUUGUAAUCACAGAAACUAUUCCUUCUACUUCCCUUGUAAUUCCUCUGGUUGGUGAAUACUUGUUAUUCACAAUGAUUUUUGUGACACUGUCCAUUGUAGUGACAGUGUUUGUACUAAACAUUCAUUAUCGGACUCCUACAACACACACAAUGCCGAAAUGGGUCAAAACGGUUUUCCUCCAGAUGUUACCCAAAAUCCUAAUGAUGAGGAGGCCUCUGGAAAAGCAAAGAGAGAAACAUUCUGAUAAAAAUUCAAAAGGGCUUUCCAGAAAGUCUUCCAAGAUCAAAUUUUCUGAAUGUGAAGAUCCUAAAUUACCUGAGGAACAGGAAUGUUGCCGCUGUAACAAGUCCAAUGAGCCAGCUACUAACAAGAAGAGAUUAAGUUAUCAGUCUUUAAAAUGGAUGACAGAACAUUUGGAGUAUUCAUCUGAAGUCAGAGAUGUAAUCGAUAGUGUUCAAUUCAUAGCAGAAAACAUGAGGAACCAAAAUGAAACAAAAGAGGUGGAAGAUGACUGGAAAUAUGUGGCCAUGGUAGUAGACCGAGUGUUUCUUUGGGUGUUUAUAAUUGUCUGUGUAUUUGGAACAGCAGGAUUAUUUCUACAACCACUUACUGGGAACACUGUAAAGUCUUAACUCUAUCUGCUCUCCUUUUUUCCCUCCCCUUUGAAUGUCAGUAUUAACUCCACACAAGGAAAAGGAGAUGAAACCAUCUCCCAAACCCCAGAACACAUAUAUCCUCUUUCCCUCCACAUCCUUCCUGCCCUGGCUCCAUUAAUUAGGGAAAUCUUGAGAGAGGAGACUCUCCUAGCUGGAAGGUCCUUUUAUGCCACAGUAGAACUCCUUUGUGGCAGUGGGGCCAAAAGACAGAACUCUGACCUGCUGUGGUCUGGGCUCUCCUGAAUUUGUGCUGCUUCUCAUUGUUCUAUUUCAGGGACCAGAUUUGAUCCAUACUAUGUCUGAACCACAUCACAUCAAGCAGUGCUGUCUGUCAAUGUUGUAACACUUUCUGGUGUUGAAAUCACCUAUUUACCUUUCCUGAAGAUUAUAAGACUUGUGAAAUAUUGUCAACUAUGUUGCUCUAUGCACGUUUCUACAAUAUGAUUCAAAUAACAUAGUAGUACACAGUAAACUAACAGGCGAAACCUAGGGAUGGGUAGAUUUCUUCUUUGAGUUUAUUAUGCAUUCAUUCAACACCUUUCAUUCAUUCAUUGAAUCCCUGGUAUAGAUGAAACACAAUGUUGGGUCCAAAGAGGGACAGCAAGAGGGAUAAUCAACCUAUUAUAUGCCAAGUACUUUGCUAGGUGCUGAGGAUACAAAGACAAAAAUAAAAUAGUCCUGCCUCUAUUAAUGGAGACAUAUGAAUAAAUGAACAUAUAUAUACAUAUAUGCAUUCAUAUGUGUGUAUAUUUGUAUAUCAUACAGGGUAAUUAACAGGAAUCACAAAUCGCUUGAGUAAUAGUUCAUAUAUGGCAUCUUACCCUUCAAAAGCCUUUUCAUAUACAUUUUUUCACUUCACAAUGACUUUCUGAGGCAGGUGGUACUGAUACCGCAUUUGUGCAGAUGGGAAGAAUGAAGAUGAUGGUAGUUAAGGCUGUUUGCUCAAGGCAGAGAAAGAAUUCAAUCCCAGCACUUAGAACUCUCAAAUCCUUUGUAAUUUCCAUGCUUGACAUAGAGUGGGUGCUUAAUAAAUAUUGAUUGGUUGACGAUAGCAAUGAUACCACCGAAUCCAAGCAGGCUUUUUCUCUAUAGAUAGAAGAUAUUGUUUAAUCACUGUCACCACAUAGACAUUUCCACAAAGCCAAUAUGAAACUCUGAUUCUGGCGUUGGAGGUGAUGGUAUAGGGAAGCCCCAUUGGAACAGUUCCAGGUAUGCUACUGAGCUUGUAGAGUGAAUAGAACAUUCCCUUGUCCUGGCAGUACAUAGACAUGAUUCCAUUGGGCCGGAUAUCCCUGAAGAUAACAUUUGAAUACAUCAAGAGAAAAAGAUUUUGGAGU
This is a messenger RNA of Antechinus flavipes (yellow-footed antechinus), 2900 nucleotides long. RefSeq names its product cholinergic receptor nicotinic alpha 6 subunit (gene CHRNA6). Gene Ontology annotation, molecular function: transmembrane signaling receptor activity; acetylcholine-gated monoatomic cation-selective channel activity. The record is from RefSeq and is a predicted model, not a curated record. Gene Ontology annotation, biological process: monoatomic ion transmembrane transport; signal transduction; chemical synaptic transmission. Gene Ontology annotation, cellular component: postsynaptic membrane; neuron projection; synapse. Bases 1 to 1539 code for a protein of 512 amino acids. Lineage: Eukaryota; Metazoa; Chordata; Mammalia; Dasyuromorphia; Dasyuridae. The transcript has 6 exons.